UAAAUUGUAGUUUUGCUAUGAACAAGAUGAAAUUGUAGUUUUAUGCUCUAUGCUUGUAUAUGAAGUGAAGAACUGAAGAUAAAUAUAUAAACAUUUGAAUGCCCAGAUGAAUUUCUGCCUCCGCUUCAGCGGUCUAAUUGUAGCCAGAAAACCCCUUCUUCUUGCAGCGGAGCUCAGUGCUACACGACGUCGUAAUACACUGAAACGAGUGGACAGAGAGCUCUCCAAAGGCAAUUACAGAGCAGCUCUUUCUCUUGUCAAAUCUUGUGGCCUUCGUGGUUUUGGAGCUGCCAAACAGAUACAGUCACUUGAUGAUCUGAUCAUCGAGAGAUCAUACACACCAUCAUUGCAAACGCGCCUUGAUUUGAUAUUGGAUUCUAUCAAAGAUAGCAUUCGAUUUACUUCGUCAGGCAAGCUUUCAUUGUUGGAACUGGAGAGCUUGAUGCAUCGCAAAAGCGGAGAUUAUAUUCUGAAUGAUCACCUAAAGUGUAUGCAACAUGAGGCAGGUCAUUUUUUGGUUGGCUACUUGCUAGGUGUUCUUCCAAAAAGAUAUAAAGUACCUACCAUGGAUGAUCUAAAUCAGGAUGAACUUGCUGGAGGAAGGGUAGACUUUCUUGGCCUUAUUGAAGAAGUUGAUCCUGAUAGAAAAUCAGACCGCAAGCUCGAUAAAGAGAAAUUUUUUGAUGAAACAGUGUGUAGAGUAUUAAGUGUUAUAGUCGGAGGCUUAGUAGCAGAGCAUUCGGUUUUUGGUUGCUCAGCAGGACUUCAUUCUGAUGUAAAGAAGAUGUAUAUUAUACUUAAGCGGUGGGACUUAAAAGAAGAUGAAGCAGAAUCUCAAAUCAAGAGGGCUGCACUUAAUGCGGUCCUAAUACUGGAUCGUCAGUAUGAUGCUCGAUCAAGAUUAGCUGAGGCCAUGGCACUAGGAAGGUCAGUGGGAGAUUGUAUUGAUACUAUAGAAAAAGCUUUAACAGAUCCAGUAAUAUAGUCAUCAUUCAUCAAUAAACUUUGCUAGUGCAUUUUUUUGUAGAAAUACAUCAAUCAGAACGUAAUGAACUAAUGAUCAAUGGUAAAUGCCUCCUUAUGCGAUGUUUAAACUUUCA
Molecule: messenger RNA, 1100 nt
Organism: Daucus carota subsp. sativus
Lineage: Eukaryota; Viridiplantae; Streptophyta; Magnoliopsida; Apiales; Apiaceae
Exons: 7
Coding region: 107-985 (292 amino acids)
Biological process (GO): proteolysis
Molecular function (GO): metalloendopeptidase activity; ATP binding; ATP-dependent peptidase activity
Source: RefSeq, a predicted model, not a curated record